This is a messenger RNA of Aspergillus uvarum CBS 121591, 1062 nucleotides long. RefSeq lists its product as uncharacterized. Lineage: Eukaryota; Fungi; Ascomycota; Eurotiomycetes; Eurotiales; Aspergillaceae. The coding region runs from base 1 to 1062 and encodes 353 amino acids. The record is from RefSeq and is a predicted model, not a curated record. The transcript has a single exon.
AUGUACUACAACCAAUUCAGUCCUCCACCACCCCGGCCAGAGCUUCCCUUCUCCAAAGGCAAUGGCGGUGCCGAGUCCUGGGUGCAAUGGCUGUUGGAUUCGAACGAGAUCCCCGCCUAUCUGGCCGCGGAGCAAGCGUUGUCCAUUAUGGGGGCCCCCAUUCGAUGCCAUUUCACGGCAUGGAUUGUCGCGGAUUCUGGUAUAGAUCGGGCAGCAGAGCUUAUUGCUGCUAAGGGUCGGUUCCCCCCGUGCAAGAACCCUGAGCGGCGCUAUUGCCGUGCAGUCAGGGAAAUUCCAUUCGAGUCGACCCUGCAGUUUCCCAUACCCGCGUAUCAUUUCCAUACCGACUACCGGUACCCGGAAGAGCAUGGCGACGACACCAGCCAGACUGGACGGAUUUUCCUCUACCGCCAGUCCCAGGUUCACUCACCCAUGAUCCCGGGACCCCCCAUCGGGUCUCUGAGGGAUCUGCAGGGCAAUGAGAUAUGGGAUGACAACUACAUGACCACCUCGAGCCCGGAGCAUCAAGGUACUAGGCUCACCGGUGGAGCCCGUUUGGUCCUCAACUUUCGAGGGCGCCAGGAUCCGACUCAGUACCCGGUCAAAAUGCUCCGGCCUGGGAAAUUCCUGCAGAACGUCAUCCAUCUUUGGCUUCGUGACUUUGGGUACGCCAUGUCUGACUGGUGGAACUACCAGUACGAGAUUCUCAUGAUCUUUGUGCUCAAACGACCCAUCGGGCCUCGAUUGGUGAACUACGAUUGUACUAUCGGCGAUCUGGCAGAACCCUUCAUGGACUGGGUGACCAUGCCUCGAUCCAGCGAUACUGACGACGAAUCUCGGGCGAAACGUGCAAGAAUCCGGCACGAGUUUGGUCGUCUCUACCUGGACCUCAAACGGCAGGGAACACUUGGUGAGCCGAUAAAAUCCAAGUGGGAUGAUGAUCGAGUGCCUUGGACAGUUUAUUGGAAGCUCAAAGCGUGGGGUGUCUCUGUUCACGAUCUCGAGCACGAAAAGAGCGAAUGGGAUGUUGUGGAAUAUGAUCCUGACCGUGAGAAUAUGUAG